AUGCCGUGAAUUUAUUACACUAAAAAUGUAAAGUAUAAGUAACGAUGGGUGAGUCUAACAUGUGCAGAAAAUCCAUGAAAAGCAUAGAGACAAAAAUUGAAAUGGAUGAAUCUGAAGAAGUAUCCCACUUCCUGAAAAACAAUCUGGAAAGUGUCACGAAUGUAAGUCCAGCGGUGAAUAUAAGCACAACAAGGUUCCCCUGAUGAUUCCAUGCACGGUAGAUUUGUUCCUGUACUUCAAGACAAAUAAUAUCUAUCACUUGUGUUCUACUUUUUUUCCUUUUGCUAGUCAGCAAUCUGAUGCAUGAUUAAUUAGUCAGUUAGUCAUUAUAUUCGAUGUUUUGUUUUUUUCACUUGAAACACAGAGGUCAGCAACCACAUUCUGUGAAUUGUAUCCUGAAGUAUCUUUAGCAGCAAUAUUUUCGAUAAAGCUUGCAACUCGACACUAAAGUCGAAAAAUAAUAUAACAGCAAAGUAUGAAAAACGGACCUGUGUGACAUCAUCCACAUGGGAUUCCUCCAGACAAGAUAGCAGCUUUCCACUUCUCCAGUCCCAAAAUUGAAUCUACAUCAAGUAAACAAGAACAAAACCGCAAUCAAUAGCCACAUAGAGUCCAAGAGAUUUAUAACAGGUUCACGGAUAUUGAACUCAAUGGCAUAGCCAAAAGACUAAAGUUGUACAUUAGUACAGAGUGACGAAAGUAAUAAACUUAUGAAAAUCAACCACAGUCAUUGACAACAGAAUCUAAGCAUAAGAAUAAAUAUUUUUUUAGAGAUAAAGUAACGGUGCUGAUGAUGUUGUAAAGGAGAUAAAAUGGUCGUGAGAUUUUAGCAGAUAGACACAAAGUUAUCAGGAUGUAAACAAUAAAAAACUUUGCAAGCCUUGUGCAACUUACAACAAGAAAAGACAAAGACUAUCUUAACAAUUUAUACCUGUUCAUUACAACCAGCUGCAAGAAGGUUACCGGUUGAUCCACCAACAGCAAAACUGUAUACUUCUUUGUUGGAGCCAGCCCUCAGUAAGGAGAUCUAAUACAUCCAACUUAAUUAGACAGAGACAGGAAGAGAAUGCAAUAAAAAUGACAGCUUAUGGUCCUUGCAUAAGCCUCACAGAAUUAGUGGUAUUUAUUAAGUCUAACAAAUUGAUUUUACCAAUAACAAUACCACACUUCACAAUUUUAUAUUAUUUCAUAUUGAUUUUAUGCAUCAUUUUUUAGGCCAAGAAGUUCAAGUUUUAGAAAGUUAAAAUGCAGUAAAUAAGAUGAAAUCUUGCAACCGAAAAUUAUUGGCCCAAGAGCGGAAAAAAUGAACUUUAUGUGAAGAGAUUCAAUCCAAAAACUGUAUAGACCAUGGGGUCGAGAAUUUCAAAAAGUUAGCAAAAGGGGUACAGAAGAUCUCAUAGAAACAUGAACAAAUGUGUUGCCAAUCCACCAACAUGUAUUGAUAUAUUACAUUUACAACAUAAAUCUGAGAAUGCAGAAGAUCAACCAUUUUCGGCAUGUUCAAUCGCUGCUCAAAGCCAAUAAAGCUUACAAUGCGAUUAAAUCAUUCCUCCGAACUUUCUAGAAAGUUUUGCAAACCAUCGAUUGUUUUUUUUCUCGGUCCUUGUGUUACAAUGGCUAGCAAGGCCUGCUGUUAACAAGACUUACCUGAUGUUAUGAAGGUUUGGUAAAAACACCUUAGGCAAGCAAACCUACAGGUUGCAUAGCCUAUACAAGUAUCAUUGGCGGCUUGUAGAGUGGAGUAGAUCUGAAGUGAACCAAACCAUUAUAGAUCUAUCAUAUAAUCCCGUGAUAGCCCCUCGUCUCAAUCAGCUUCAUUUUUUUUUCAUGUGAUUCGUUUAUGAAGUAUUCACUGCCUUCUAGUUGAUAACUGAAAGCAAUGGCCGACAAUACUGCUAAGAUUUUCAGCCAACAUAACUUACCAGUUCAAUUCUUAGUCAAAAAUAAUAUUUAUUGAUGCGACCUGGCUCAGUAAGCAUAUCUGAAAAUUAGUUAGCUUAAACACACUUUUUUUUCCAAAGCACAUAGAUAAUCAUUGGCUAACUUUUUGCAAAACUAUUUGCCCCAGCAACUCUUUUAAAUAAAAGGAAGACAAUACACAUGCAAAGCAACUCCAGUGCUUAA
Messenger RNA from Spirodela intermedia, 2124 nucleotides. The record is from the annotation of a GenBank genome assembly. Lineage: Eukaryota; Viridiplantae; Streptophyta; Magnoliopsida; Alismatales; Araceae.